UACCUUCCUUUAAUCAGUUCAGUUUGCUUCUGCAUCGGUAAUUUCGGUUUUCCAGUGACUUUAAAACAUUGUAAGUAUUUAUAAUUAAUUAGGUUUAUGUAUAUUAUUUUAUGAAGAGCUUUAAUGUGAUAUUUUACUAAAUUCUUGCGUAUCAAUUAAGAUACGUAUGUGGUUAAAACUUAUUGCCCAUGGAUACAAGUAAAACGAUGUCAUUGAGGUCAUUAUCAUGAUUACGGUGCCGGCUAUCUAUUCAGUAGUUGCCCUGGAGACGUUGUAGAAGUGAGACGGUGCCUAUCUUCACUAUUGAGUUUACUUUCCAAAAUCAUUACCUUGUUUUUCUACAUAGUUUUAUCGUAUUAUCAUAAUGUCGAAGAUAAAGGCAGGACCCGUUGUUGAUAUUUUGGGAGAUGAGAUGACUAGAAUUAUUUGGGAUCUCAUUAAGGAUAAACUCAUUUUACCAUUCUUAGAUAUUGAGUUACAUACUUAUGAUUUGGGUAUGGAGAAUCGUGAUGCAACUGAUGAUCAAGUUACCAUUGAUUGUGCAAAUGCAGUGAAAAAAUACAAUGUUGGUAUUAAGUGUGCUACUAUAACUCCAGAUGAGAAGCGUGUUGAAGAAUUCAAGCUGAAAAAGAUGUGGAAAAGCCCUAAUGGCACUAUUCGUAACAUUUUAGGAGGUACUGUUUUUAGGGAAGCCAUUAUUUGCAAAAAUAUUCCACGUCUGGUAACUGGAUGGGAAAAACCUAUCAUUAUUGGCCGUCACGCACACGCCGAUCAGUACAAAGCGACAGACUUUGUUGUACCCGGAGCAGGCAAACUAGAGCUCAUUUGGACCCCCCCUACAGGAGAACCAAUCAAACACGUCGUUAACGACUUCAAAGGUGCUGGAGUAGCUCUAGGUAUGUUUAAUACUGAUGCUUCUAUUGUUGAUUUUGCUCAUUCUUCAUUCAAGUAUGCUUUGGAUAGAGCAUACCCUCUAUAUUUGAGCACAAAGAAUACUAUCCUCAAGAAAUACGAUGGUCGUUUCAAGGAUAUCUUCCAAGAAAUUUAUGACAAGGAAUACAAAACUCAGUUUGAAGCCAAGGGCAUUUGGUACGAGCAUAGAUUGAUCGAUGAUAUGGUUGCCUACGCAAUGAAGUCGGAGGGUGGAUUUGUUUGGGCAUGUAAGAAUUACGAUGGUGACGUACAGUCCGAUUCGGUUGCGCAGGGCUAUGGGUCGUUGGGUCUUAUGACUUCAGUGCUUAUUUGUCCUGAUGGCAAGACUGUGGAAGCUGAAGCGGCUCACGGAACAGUGACUAGGCAUUACCGCUUCUACCAGCAAGGAAAGGAGACAUCGACCAAUCCUAUUGCGUCUAUAUUUGCUUGGACCAGAGGCCUUCUCCACCGAGCCAAACUGGACGACAACGCCGCUCUGAAAAACUUUGCGGAAACUCUUGAGAAAGUAUGUGUUGACACAAUUGAAUCUGGAGUAAUGACUAAGGAUCUUGCUAUUUGUAUCAAGGGAAUGAACAACGUUAAAAGGUCAGACUACUAUGAAACUUUCGAAUUUAUGAAUAAGCUGGCUGAAAACUUGAAGAAGAGUCUGGAAAAGUGACUUUAUGAAAUUAGGUUAAGAAGUAACCUUUGAUAAUUUAUUUACCAAGUUUUAUUAUUGUCACAAAAGGAAUCUAGGGUAUUUUAUAUUAAACAGUAAUAUUAUGUAUCUACGGCAUUUAUUUAUUGUUUUAACUUAUUAAGGGAAUAAACGUCUUUGUACUGAAC
Molecule: messenger RNA, 1758 nt
Organism: Chilo suppressalis (striped riceborer)
Lineage: Eukaryota; Metazoa; Arthropoda; Insecta; Lepidoptera; Crambidae
Source: the annotation of a GenBank genome assembly